CCCCCAGGGGCGGGGCAAGCGGGGCCCAAGAUGGCCGCUCUCCGCUACCGUCGUUUCCUUAAGCUCUGUGAGGAAUGGCCAGUGGACGAGACCAAACGGGGCCGGGACUUGGGCGCUUACCUGCGGCAGCGGGUAGCACAGGCCUUUCGGGAGGGAGAGAACACCCAGAUUGCAGAACCUGAGGCCUGUGAUCAGAUGUACGAAAGCUUAGCACGACUGCAUUCAAACUACUACAAACACAAGUACCCUCGCCCCAGAGACACCAGCUUCAGUGGCCUGUCUGUGGAAGAGUACAAGCUGAUCCUGUCCACAGACACUUUGGAUGAGAUUCAAGAGAUAAAUAAGAGCAUGUGGAAGAAACUGCAGGAGAAGUUUGCACCCACAAGGCCAGAGGAGAAGCAUAAAAUGUGGGCCAGGGCCUUGUCCCGCCCACGCACCUGAUGCGGGACCUUCUGAUGCUCAUCAAUAAAACUGCCUCGUUUCUCCCA
Molecule: messenger RNA, 488 nt
Organism: Psammomys obesus (fat sand rat)
Lineage: Eukaryota; Metazoa; Chordata; Mammalia; Rodentia; Muridae
Product: ubiquinol-cytochrome-c reductase complex assembly factor 2
Exons: 4
Coding region: 31-441 (136 amino acids)
Biological process (GO): mitochondrial respiratory chain complex III assembly
Cellular component (GO): mitochondrial matrix
Source: RefSeq, a predicted model, not a curated record